UCCAAGAGCGAGGUUUAGGGUUUUUAGGCCAUGGCGAUGGCGAUGUUCCUGGCGAGGAAGAAGGCCGCCUCCAUUGUCUUGCAGAGGGAUCCGCUGCCUGGAUCGACGCGGUGCCUGGUGAAAUCCGUCAAGCAUGGAGGUAAGGGGAAGAAGAAUCCGGAUUUCAAGCGCCGGGAUCCUCCAUCGCCACGGCCUGGCGAUGGAAGCAAGCUCUCCGCGGGGCCUCGCAAGAACUUGUUUGAUAUCCUGGCAGGACUGCCUGACUGGGGAAUGGGGAUGAAGUUCCAGAAGAAAACUUGGAGGAGGGAUCGCUACUUUGUUCUCACUAGGAUCAAUCUCUACAAGAGCUUGAACCACGGGAAAGCUUGGGGGAUGUUUCACGAGAACGGAGUUUUAAAGACUGGAGUGAUGAGGAUGAGUGGCUCGAACAAGCGAAACUGGAGAGUGAUCGAAAAGCCUCCACCGGAACGAGUACCUUGGAAGAAACUCGUCAAGGAGCCCACUACCCGAGACUUGAAGAAGAAGAAGGGAGCUCUAGCGAAGUACAAGUUAAGAAGGGCCGCGGCAGUAGCAGCAAAGAAGAAAGAACCAGAAACACAGGACGAGCCUGGGCAAGAAGGAAGCGAUCCGCCACCACCGGUCACAGCUUGAAAGUUCCCGAUGGAAGUCUCGAGCAGCGACACACAAGAUCAUAAGAGCGCCUCCACUUGUCUCUGCGCGUACGCUUUGAGGAGCAGCAAAUGCGGUGCGCUGCUCGCUGCCGUGCCAAGUUUGUCCGCUGCUCGGGUGGCAACAUCGAGGUCCGAGUGAACUCUCGAAGUUCCAAGCAGAAUCGUCCACGCAACGUCGUCCGGCACGAAAGGCAUGGUAUGGACGAGCUCCUCGGCCUCUUCCAGUCUCCCGGCUCGGCCCAGGAUAUCCAGGAUGCAGUGGUAGUGCUUGAGAGCCGGCAGUAUUCCGUGGUCUUGGAUCAUCGACAGGAACCGGCUCCUUCCUUCCUCGGGCCGACCGACGUAGCUGCAAGCCGUGAGAACUCCCAGGAAUGUGACGUCGUCGGGCGGUAUACCAUCGCAGUUCAUGGCCUUGAAGAUCUCCAGCGCCUCCUGCCAUGCAGCGGUGUGCGCACAGCCGACGAGGAGUGUCGUCCAUGCGACUGUGUUCUCUGCCGGCAUUCUCACAAAGUUUGUCCUUGCCUGUUCUAGAUUCCCUGUCUGAGCAUAUGCUCCCACCAUGCACGUAGAGCUAAAGACAUUGUGCUCGGGCA
This is a messenger RNA of Selaginella moellendorffii, 1264 nucleotides long. RefSeq lists its product as uncharacterized. NCBI's taxonomy places the organism in Eukaryota, Viridiplantae, Streptophyta, Lycopodiopsida, Selaginellales, Selaginellaceae. The record is from RefSeq and is a predicted model, not a curated record. Gene Ontology annotation, molecular function: structural constituent of ribosome. Bases 31 to 651 code for a protein of 206 amino acids. The transcript has 4 exons. Gene Ontology annotation, cellular component: mitochondrion.